Erigeron canadensis is the source of this 807-nucleotide messenger RNA. Its product is annotated as adenylate isopentenyltransferase 5, chloroplastic-like. Gene Ontology annotation, biological process: cytokinin biosynthetic process; tRNA modification. The transcript has 2 exons. Gene Ontology annotation, cellular component: mitochondrion. NCBI's taxonomy places the organism in Eukaryota, Viridiplantae, Streptophyta, Magnoliopsida, Asterales, Asteraceae. Bases 1 to 807 code for a protein of 268 amino acids. The record is from RefSeq and is a predicted model, not a curated record. Gene Ontology annotation, molecular function: tRNA dimethylallyltransferase activity.
AUGGGGUCUCUAGUUCAAAAGCCUCUUGUUGUGUUCAUAAUGGGGGCCACGGGUACGGGAAAAUCACGUCUGUCGGUCGAUAUCGCAGCCGAAUACUCUGGCGAGAUUAUCAACUGUGAUAAGAUGCAAGUCUACAAAGGCCUAGACAUAGUCACUAACAAAAUCCAAGAACAUGAAAUGAAAGGCGUAAAACACCAUUUGCUAGGCGAGUUCGACCCAAACUCUGACUUCACGGCACUAGAUUUUUGUAACCGUGCACUAAUGGUUAUUGAAAAAUUGGUGGGCUCGGGAAAAUUGCCUGUGAUUGUUGGUGGAUCGAACUCUUUUAUCGAAGCACUCGUUGAGGAUCCAUGUUUUCGAUCUAAAUACGAGUGUCGUUUCUUGUGGAUUGAUGUUUGCCUACCCGUACUGUUCUCGCAUGUUCAUCAACGUGUAGACCUCAUGGUUGAUGCAGGACUUGUUGAUGAAGUUCGAGCCGUAUUUGAUCCAAUGGCCGACUAUGGAAGAGGCAUAAGUAAGUCGAUUGGCGUUCCCGAGUUGAAAGAAUAUUUCCAGGCGGAAAGGAACAAAGCAGUAGAUCAAGAGACUGCUCGAAACCUACUCCAAGCUGCGAUUUCCGACAUCAAGGCGAACACAUGCAAGCUGAUCACUUGUCAGUUAUCCAAGAUUUAUCGACUCAAGGAAGAACUCAAGUGGCCAAUCUGUCGUGUGGAUGCAACUGCCGUGUUUCAGAAACAAGGCAAGGAAGCAGAAAAUGCAUGGGAAGAACAAGUUUUAAAACCGUGCUUGCGGAAAAUCAAUUGGUGA